GAGAGUUUGUUUGUCACACACUUUGAGUCGAUCUCACAGUAAAUCUCAUUUGAAACGCUCUCUCAUUCUGUACCCAACCCUCGGUUUGCACUCAAUUGUGGUCUCAAUUCAAUCGUUUCCGCAAUUAAUUAAUUGUUAUUUUGAUUUCAUUUCAAACAUAACACAAACUAUUUUUGGUCAAAAUGUACAGAAUUUCGUCAGUAUUGCGGACAUCAGUUUGCCGUCGAUUGUCUGCCACUGGAUGUCAGUUAUCGCGAAAUUAUGCCAAAGAUAUUAAGUUCGGUGCAGACGUGAGGGCACAGAUGUUGGCCGGAGUGGACAUAUUGGCGGAUGCGGUGGCCGUCACGAUGGGUCCGAAGGGACGGAACGUGAUUAUCGAGCAGUCGUGGGGUUCGCCGAAGAUCACCAAAGACGGGGUGACUGUCGCCAAAGCCAUUGAACUGAAGGACAAGUUCCAGAACAUCGGCGCUAAACUGGUUCAAGACGUGGCCAACAACACGAACGAAGAGGCCGGAGACGGCACCACCACUGCCACAGUCCUCGCCCGAGCCAUCGCUAAGGAAGGCUUUGAGAGGAUCUCGAAGGGCGCGAAUCCCAUCGAAACCCGACGCGGAGUGAUGUUAGCCGUCGACAGAGUUGUGGAGAAACUGAAAGAGUUGUCUAAACCGGUGACCACUCCUGAGGAGAUCGCACAGGUGGCCACCAUCUCUGCCAACGGCGACAAAGCCAUCGGCGAUUUGAUCUCAUCUGCUAUGAAGCGCGUCGGACGGCAUGGAGUGAUCACUGUUAAGGACGGCAAGACUCUGGUCGACGAGUUGGAAGUGAUCGAAGGGAUGAAGUUUGACCGUGGUUACAUUUCCCCAUAUUUCAUUAAUACACCCAAAGGCGCAAAAGUGGAAUACACUGACGCUCUGCUUCUCAUCACCGAAAAGAAGAUCUCUUCGGCCCAAUCGAUAAUACCUGCGCUGGAAAUAGCGAACCAACAGAGAAGACCACUCGUGAUAAUCGCUGAAGACGUUGACGGCGAAGCGCUCACUACUUUGGUUUUGAACCGUUUGAAGAUUGGCCUUCAAGUGGUGGCCGUGAAAGCGCCCGGUUUUGGCGACAACCGGAAGUCAACUCUUCAUGAUAUGGCGAUCGCCACCGGAGGACAAGUGUUUGGAGACGACGCCAGUUUAGUGAAGAUCGAAGACAUCCAACCCUCAGAUUUGGGACAAAUUGGAGAGAUUGUCAUCACUAAAGAGGACACACUUUUGCUAAAAGGAAAGGGUUUGAAAGAAAAUGUGGACAAAAGAGUGAAUGAUAUUAAGGAUGAAAUGGAUUUAUCAAAUUCUGAGUACGAAAAGGAAAAGUUUGCCGAAAGAAUCGCCAGACUGUCCAACGGUGUGGCUGUUCUGAAAGUCGGCGGUUCCAGUGAAGUGGAGGUCAAUGAGAAGAAGGACAGAGUGAACGAUGCGCUCAACGCUACUCGCGCUGCCGUCGAAGAGGGCAUUGUUCCCGGCGGUGGAACCGCUCUCCUGAGAGCCAUUCCAUGUCUCGAUGAUCUUAAGGUUGAUAACGACGACCAAAAAACAGGCGUGGAAAUGAUCAAAAAGGCUCUGCGGAUGCCGUGUAUGCAAAUCGCACUGAACGCCGGUUUGGACGCAUCGGUUGUGGUCUCGAAAGUGAUGGAAUCAAAUGACGUGAACUUCGGUUUCGACGCUUUACUCAACAAGUAUUGCAAUCUAAUAGAGGCCGGGAUUAUCGACCCGACGAAAGUGGUGCGAACCGCUCUUAUGGACGCCGCAGGUGUGGCCUCACUCUUGACUACCGCUGAGUCGGUUGUGGUUGAGUUGCCGAAGGAGGAGAAGGAUAUGGGCGCAGCCGCUGGUGGUAUGGGAGGCAUGGGUGGAAUGGGUGGAUACGGAAUGUAGUCACGAAUCAACAAUUAGUUUGAAUUGAUUAUUAGG
Molecule: messenger RNA, 1949 nt
Organism: Medioppia subpectinata
Lineage: Eukaryota; Metazoa; Arthropoda; Arachnida; Sarcoptiformes; Oppiidae
Source: the annotation of a GenBank genome assembly